CGUACAUCAUGUGCUGAUCCUCAAUAUACUUUAAAAUUCUUUUCACCAUACUGACAAACUGAGCUUCAACGACGACAAACGCUCUCUUUCAUUCAUUGUCUCCAUUCGUUGUUUUUUUUUGCUUUGACUUCUUUGUCUCUCGUAACCCUCUGACGAAACGAUCGGGUCAACGGUACCACCACCAAGUCAUAUCCCACACACCCCAACUUUGACUACAGCACAUCUACGGCCUCGAAGAAAACAUUUUGACGAAUUUUGACGACAAGUUCUAUAACCAGCGACCAACCCGGACGAACAACUUAUGAUUAAAGCUAGUCAGUGACACGCAAUGAAGGAUACAGUUGACCACUCGGACGCCGAAUCAUUCCAUUCGGCCAUAUCAAACACGAACAAGACAGUACGACAAACGACCAUGCCAGAAAAUCAUCCCGCCAAGAAAUCUAGAUGUCGACGAUCAUGCAGGCGACACGUGCAAGACCUGAUGAAGCAGCCUGAUGGCUCGACGAGCUCAGAAGAUGCUGGGGCCGAGUCAAGCGAGACCGACCGAAGAAUUUCUCGACCUUGCUCGAGUCGGUCCAGGUACCGACCAAACAGUCCCAAUCCUAGCAUACCGAGACGGCAGAACAGUGUCAACCUUGGAGGGAGGGAGAAGAGGAGAAGAAGGCACUCUUCCCCAAAAAAGGAUCCGGCCGCUUUACACCGACAGAGCUGUCAGCUCUUUUCAUCGUUGGAUGGGAUGCUCGCCCUGAGUCGAGAAUUUACUCCGUCUCCCAGCGUUUCGACGACACGAACGGCCACUCGACACCCUUCGCUCGUUCCAGGGGAUGUCGCUGGCUCUCACUUCAAAGCGGACGUUGAGGAACGCCAGCUUUGCCACAGCGUGGACCAAAAGUUGAAAAUGGUCGAAAGAGAACAAUGUAGUGUUGGUGGUGGUGGUGAUGGUGGUUCGUACAACACAACGAGGAGGAGUGUGUCGUCCUCACCGACCUUCCGGCAUAGUUAUUCCGAAUCUUCGUUGAUCUACCAGUCACGCAUUGUCACCCCGAGAAUAUCAAUGUCAAUGUCUGUGGGCGGACGCGUGUACAACAACUGCGGCGCGGCGGCCGCGGCGGCCGCGGCGGCGGCCGUGCAGAGAAGACCACCCUUGAACACGGUCAUAUCCUGGACCUCCAACGCCACUCGGCGAGAAGAGUACGAAAAGAUCGACCGAGCUCAUUCCGGCGUCAGGGGUUUCCUGAGGAAGAUGUUGCCAAAGUGUGUGCACUCGAAAAACUCCCGGAGAGCAUUCUACACCGGAGGUGACGGUGACAGUGACAGCGUGAGGAGGUUCCGAAUGAGUUUGGACGAAACCGACGAAACGGAUGAGACAGAUCAUGAUGACGAGCGAGUGGCGACGGAAAAAAUCAAACGUGACGACGACGAUGAUGGUGUCGAUGUCGAUACCGUGGACGUGGAUGAGAAGGCCAUUCACACAUCUAAACAGUGUCACGUUGCGAUUUCUGCGGAACAAGUCGCCACAACCACGGCCACAGGUGGCCGGAAGCACAGGUGGACAUGUUUCCAAUGAUGACGACGACGACGACGAUCUACAGUAUUUACGACACUGGAAGGGGAGAACCCUGACCUGGGUUUAUGAGGUACGGAGAUCUUUGUACGUGAUUGGUGAUGUUUUCCGCCCCCAUAUAUGUACAGAGUACCAGAGUUGGCGGCUUUCCUCUCGACAAAAGAUGAAAUCAGAUGACCAACACUUGCGAGUACACUCUUAGCGACGAUGUAGAGUCGACUACCUUACAUGAUCUAUGAGUUCAUGAGUCCAAGCCAUGCCUGGAGAGGGAGAAAAUAGGAAAGUGGGGAGGGGGGCCAAUUUGUAUACGGUACGAUUGACUGUGUUUAGCGAAGCAUACUCCAUAGGAACCGAAAGCAUCUAAACCUCUACAUAACUCAGAAGAGUUGUACAGAUGGAUAACCAACCCAUCAAUAUUCGGCU
Exophiala oligosperma is the source of this 1987-nucleotide messenger RNA. RefSeq lists its product as uncharacterized. The transcript has a single exon. The record is from RefSeq and is a predicted model, not a curated record. Lineage: Eukaryota; Fungi; Ascomycota; Eurotiomycetes; Chaetothyriales; Herpotrichiellaceae. Bases 329 to 1567 code for a protein of 412 amino acids.